Molecule: messenger RNA, 4813 nt
Organism: Dicentrarchus labrax (European seabass)
Lineage: Eukaryota; Metazoa; Chordata; Actinopteri; Moronidae
Product: sialoadhesin
Exons: 16
Coding region: 193-2370 (725 amino acids)
Source: RefSeq, a predicted model, not a curated record
AGCCCUGGCUGAGGGUGUUUAUUCUUCUAGCAGGUUAAAAAUACUUCCAGUAAAGAAAAAGAGGAAGUGAGACAGUAACAACAAAGACAUAAAGCAUCCUCUUAGUUUGACAUUUAGUCAGUGUCUUCAUCAGCACUGCUGGAGUUCGAUCGAACAAGAUAAACGUUAAAUCAAGUCUCUAAGAAAGUAAGGAUGGCAGUCUGGGACAAAAAGAUUCUCUGGGGCUUCAUGUUAAUGCUGGCAGGUGCUGGAGGUUAUAUUGUGAAUUAUCCACAUCCUGUUUGUGCUGUUAAAGGAUCCACUGUCACCCUCCUCUGCUCCUUUACACCCAGAAAGACUUUCACUGAAAAGGAUGGAAGAGAAGUUCCUUUAGGGAUCGUCAGAGUCGUCUGGUGCCAGAACAAUGUGUUUUGUCACGGAACCCCCCCGUCUGUGUACAACAGUGGGUCUACGCUCAACGACCCUCAUUACAAAUAUCUGGGAGACAAGAAGGGAAACUGCACUUUACAGAUCAAAAAUGUACAGACGAGAGACGAGGCAACAUUUCGCUUCAGAAUGGAAACAAAUGACACCAGAGGACAUUUUACUAGCGUAUCAGGAGUAGAUGUCACAGUCACUGAUUGUGUUCAGAUGAGGAUAAUCAGCUCCAGUGCAGACGGAGAGAUGAGAAGAGGAGAAUCAGUCACUCUGUACUGCACUGCAGUCUGCACUAUCCACCAACUGGAGGUCACCUGGUUCAAAGACAACCACGCCCUCUCAGAGUCUGGCCCCGCCCUCCAGCUCGGCCCGCUGACUGCAAAGGAUUCUGGGAACUACAUCUGUGGUUUGAGGACCGGCACACUCUCCCUGCCGUACAGUCUGCAUGUGGAGGCUGAAGAUCCUGUUAGAAUGAAGAUAAACAGCUCCAGUGCAGACGGAGAGAUGAGAGGAGGAGAAUCAGUCACUCUGUACUGCACUGGAGUCUGCACUAUCCACCAACUGGAGGUCACCUGGUUCAAAGACAACCACGCCCUCUCAGAGUCUGGCCCCGCCCUCCAGCUCGGCCCUCUGACUGCAAAGGAUUCUGGGAACUACACCUGUGGUUUGAGUACCAACACCAGAACUGUGUCCCUGCCGUACAGUCUGCAUGUGGAGGACGAAGAUCCUGUUAGAAUGAAGAUAAACAGCUCCAGUGCAGACGGAGAGAUGAGAGGAGGAGAAUCAGUCACUCUGUACUGCACUGCAGUCUGCACUAUCCACCAACUGGAGGUCACCUGGUUCAAAGACAACCACGUCCUCUCAGAGUCUGGCCCCGCCCUCCAGCUCGGCCCGCUGACUGCAAAGGAUUCUGGGAACUACACCUGUGGGUUGAGGACUAGCAACAGAACUGUGUCCCUGCCGUACAGUCUGCAUGUGGAGGACGAAGAUCCUGUUAGAAUGAAGAUAAACAGCUCCAGUGCAGACGGAGAGAUGAGAAGAGGAGAAUCAGUCACUCUGUACUGCACUGCAGUCUGCACUAUCCACCAACUGGAGGUCACCUGGUUCAAAGACAACCACGCCCUCUCAGAGUCUGGCCCCGCCCUCCAGCUCGGCCCGCUGACUGCAAAGGAUUCUGGGAACUACACCUGUGGUUUGAGGACCGGCACCAGAACUGUGUCCCUGCCGUACAGUCUGCAUGUGGAGGACGAAGAUCCUGUUAGAAUGAAGAUAAACAGCUCCAGUGCAGACGGAGAGAUGAGAGGAGGAGAAUCAGUCACUCUGUACUGCACUGCAGUCAAUAUCCACCAACUUGAGGUCACCUGGUUCAAAGACAACCACGCCCUCUCAGAGUCUGGCCCCGCCCUCCAGCUCGGCCCGCUGACUGCAAAGGAUUCUGGGAACUACACCUGUGGGUUGAGGACUAGCAACAGAACUGUGUCCCUGCCGUACAGUCUGCAUGUGGAGGACGAAGAUCCUGUUAGAAUGAAGAUAAACAGCUCCAGUGCAGACGGAGAGAUGAGAGGAGGAGAAUCAGUCACUCUGUACUGCACUGCAGUCUGCACUAUCCACCAACUGGAGGUCACCUGGUUCAAAGACAACCACGCCCUCUCAGAGUCUGGCCCCGCCCUCCAGCUCGGCCCUCUGACUGCAAAGGACUCUGGGAACUACAUCUGUGGUUUGAGGACCGGCACCAGAACUGUGUCCCUGCCGUACAGUCUGCAUGUGGAGGCUGAAGGAUCAAAUACUGCUGCAGUUGUUGUUCGUCUGGUUGACUUCACUCUGCACACUGUGCUCAUUGUCAUAGUGGCAUCCAUCGUCAUCAAAAGGACGUGUUUGCCAGAAAGCCGCAGCAGCAGCAGAGAGCUGAAGAAGGUGAUGGUACAGCCUCCAGCCUUUAUGGAGGAUCUGUGACGUCCAGAGGAACGAGGCCAGACUGAAGUUAUCGUCUGUAACGUAUCGGCUCUGAGGCUGAUCAGUGGGGACUGUUUUAUGGAGCAGGAAUCUCUCUGUCCUGAAUGUGAUUUACAGGACAUCAAACAGUGUUCAGUGUGUGUGCAGCUAGUGUCAGAAUAUUGUAGCUUCAGUUCUUUAACACAUUUAUAAUAUUUGCUAAUCGGCUCUAUGCAGAAACAUUAACCUUCCCAAUAACCACAACGUCCCCUGCAGGCUGCGAUCUAUGAACAGGUUUCUACUUUCAGUGAUUUGCAGAGUUUACUGAUGGAAAUAGAGAUAACUACUUGUUGUUAGUGGUUAACUUACACUUCACUCUUUAGCCACUAACUGUAGCUGCUGUUAGCUGGUUAGCAUAAAGCCGUACCUGGUGGAAUUUCAAGGUAACUCUUAGUCCUGAAUCCUGAGCCAGACUGAGCUGUAAUGUCCCUGUCCCUCGUGAGCGCGCUCAGUUGUGCUCUUUCAGAUAACCACAGGAAGAAAUCUGUGACGAUCAAACGUUGGAGACUCACGUAAAGUAGAGAAAGAGGUUGUCAACAUUCAGAGCAGUCUAUAAUAUACAGAAUAUACAGAAUAUUAAAAGAAACAGCACAUUCUUUAUUCAAAGACAGAAUAAUACAAUAAUCAGAUAUUAAAUUGCAGCAAAGUGAGAUCAGCAUUAACUCAUACAGUAUUGUGUUACUCAUGUAUGAUAGAAAACAAAUUACUUUACAGGCACAGAGCAGAAGAGUUUAUAUAUAUAUAUAUAUAUAUAUAUAUAUAUAUAUAACAAUAACACCGGAAAAUAAAUGUUUCUUGGUCCAUGUCGAUAUAAAAAAAGAGAUUUCUGGAUUGUCUGACACAAUUAAGAAAAUAUUGUUCAUUUAAAGUCUUCCAGUGUAUUCAAUGAUUAAUUAUUAAAAUAUUGUGCGACUGUUCUCGGUAUUAGAAAUGUAAAUAUGUGGCCAAAGUGCCAAAAUGUUUUAAAUGAAGGAAGUAAUCUUUUGUUUUCACCUUGAAAUCACUCAGACCAGGAAGUCCAACGUCACACACGUCCUAAGCCCCGCCCCUUUUUGCUCUGUGCUCCAAUAACAGUUGAGCACUUAGAUAUGCUAUAUGCUAGGCUAAUCUAUGGGGGGGGGGGUGACAGCCACACACUGUAAAACUAACUUAAAGAAACAUUCUCGAUCAACUUCAGUAAUUUUAAGAGACUCGGACUUCAUCUGAAUAAUAAUAAUAAUAUCCAUUACUUAAAAUGUUUGAAUCCAUUUUAACAAUUUCUUUGGUUAAAAUAACUAAUUAUAGUUUAUUUUGAAGAUAUUUAUCUUACGUCGGCUAAUGAACAAACACUAAUCUGCCUCCAUUGUUAUCUAUAUUAGAUCUGAACGUUAAUAAACAGUAGCUGAUUAAUUACUGAGGAGCUCGACUGUCAUUGGAGCACGGAGCAAAAAGGGGCGGGGCUUAUGAUUCUGACUUCCUUCACAUUGUUUUAGUUCCUUCUUAUUUUAUUUUAUUUUAUUUUAUUUUUAUUUCCGUCACAUCCAGUUUUCAUAUGUGCAAAUUACUUUUCACAAUUUCGUCUCCGGACAUUUUAGAAUUUGGACGCAACGAAGAAACAGCAGAAAUAAAAAAGGCGUUAAAAAAAGGACAAAAUACUUUAGUCAGUUUGGGAAAAAAAUGACACACGAAGAAGAAAAGUUGUUUUUAAACUUGCAGUCCGCUUCAUCUUCUGGGCAUAAAAAUCCAAAUAUGAGCAAAAACUCCAUAUUUUAAAAAUGUGACUGGAAGAUAAACAAACUCAAUAAAUUUCAUCCAAAAAGAAUUAAAGGAAUAUUUCAACCAAACACGAUAAUCUUGUUUUGAUCCAUUGACUGGAUUCAUGGAUGGAUUACUGAACGGGGUCUACCGGGCACAGGUCCAAGGGUCCUAACGGGGUCUACCGGGCACAGGUCCAAGGGUCCUAACGGGGUCUACCGGGCACAGGUCCAAGGGUCCUAACGGUGUCUACCGGGGGCAGGUCCAAGGGUCCUAACGGGGUCUACCGGGGGCAGGUCCAAGGGUCCUAACGGGGGUCUAUCGGGGGCAGGUCCAAGGGUCCUAACGGUGUCUACCGGGGGCGGGUCCAGGGUCCUAACAGGGUCUACCGGGGGCGGGUCCAGGGUCCUAGCGGGGUCUACCGGGGGCAGGUCCAGGGUCCUAGCGGGGUCUACCGGGGGCGGGUCCAGGGUCUUAACGGGGUCUACCGGGCGCUGGUCCAGGGUCCUAGCGGGGUCUACCGGGGGCGGGUCCAGGGUCCUAGCGGGGUCUACCGGGCGCAGGUCCAGGGUCCUAACGGGGUCUACCGGGGGCAGGUCCAGGGUCCUAACGGGGUCUACCGGGGGCAGGUCCAGGGUCCUAGCGGGGUCUACCGGGGGCAGGUCCAGGG